This is a messenger RNA of Rotaria sordida, 621 nucleotides long. Lineage: Eukaryota; Metazoa; Rotifera; Eurotatoria; Philodinida; Philodinidae. The record is from the annotation of a GenBank genome assembly.
AUGUCUUUUUCUUCAUCAUCUCGUCGUUCGUUAUAUAUUCAGAAUCUUCAAGCAGAAAAUGAAUGUCUUCGUCAAGAAAUAAUUGCUCUACAAAAAAUUUUUUCAAUACCAAUCGAUGAAAAUCAUCGUUAUACAAAUUUUCGUUAUCAAAUUUAUUCACUUGAAAAACAAGUUGCUUUACUAACACGUUUACUCGAUUGUAAACGAGAAGCAGUAGCAACAUGUGAAACAAUUCUUUUGGAACUUAAUCAAUUUUUAGAGAAUCUCAAAGAUAAAAUUUCUCGUAAGGAACAUAUCGAUGAAAAACUCAUACAAACAUGGAUUGAUCGAAUUGAGAGUAAUCGAAAAAAAUCAUUCAAAUCAAUGCAGGAUCAUGCAAGUCUAUCAGAUAGUGAUACUCUCUAUGCACCUAAUAGUACAAAAUUUAUUAAUCAAGAACCAAUUCAUCUUCUUGAUAUAUGUUCAGGAAAAAUCGAACAUCUUAAUUUGAAGAAUAUUGCUAAUUUAGAAAGUUCAUUGUAUAAUCUUCAUGCUGAUCUUCGUUCAUUUCAAAAUGAAUUACUCGAUCAAACAAAUCAUUCAAUUUUUCCUGAUCUUAAUAAAAAUUUAAUUAAACGUUCA